Amaranthus tricolor (Joseph's coat) is the source of this 1786-nucleotide messenger RNA. RefSeq names its product protein PIN-LIKES 2. The transcript has 2 exons. Gene Ontology annotation, biological process: endoplasmic reticulum to cytosol auxin transport. The coding region runs from base 285 to 1637 and encodes 450 amino acids. The record is from RefSeq and is a predicted model, not a curated record. Gene Ontology annotation, cellular component: membrane. Lineage: Eukaryota; Viridiplantae; Streptophyta; Magnoliopsida; Caryophyllales; Amaranthaceae.
AUAUUUGUUACACUUGUUAAUUUCUCCAAAUAGAAUACUGUUGUAAUGAAUAUUGCAAACUCAAUUAUUUAGUUUUGACUUCAUUUUCUUCGGUGUUUCUCGUUGUAAUCGUUGCUUGAAUUAUCUGUCGGAUCUUCUCUCACACAAAUUUCUCUAGCAAGAAUCUUCUCACAAAUUCUUCAUUUCCUCAAUUCUCAAUAACUUUUGAUACUAAUUAUCAUCUUUCUUGUGGUUUCGUAGCUGAUCUGUUUAUGCAUAGUUUUUGACCUGCCUAAGAAGAAAAAAUGGCUGAGAUUGGUAGAUUGUUGUAUGAAACCCAAUUGAAAUCUCAACGUGAUGGUGUAUUGAGUGCAAUAAUCCCAUUGUUGAAGUUAUUAAGCUUGACUAUGAUAGGGUUAUUGCUUUCCCGUUUUCAAAUGAUCCCAAGAGCUACAUUUAAGCUACUUAGCAAGCUUGUAUUUGCUUUGUUCUUGCCUUGCUUGAUUUUUACUGAUUUGGGUCAAUCUAUGACCCUUCAAAAUUUCAUUCAAUGGUGGUUUAUUCCUGUUAAUGUUGUAGUUAGUACCCUAAUUGGGUGUAUGUUAGGGUAUUUGGUUGUACUUAUAUGCCGCCCGCCUCCUGAAUUUAACAGAUUCACCAUUAUAAUGACUGGGUUUGGAAAUACAGGAAACCUUCCUCUUGCAAUUGUGAGUUCAGUAUGUCAUAGUUCUGAUAAUCCUUUCGGGUCUGAUUGUCAUCGAAAAGGAGUUGCUUAUGUUUCAUUUGCACAAUGGGUUGCUGUAAUUCUUGUUUAUACUCUUGUUUAUCAUAUGAUGGAGCCUCCUUUGGAGUAUUAUGAGAUUGUUCAGGAAGGUAAUGAGAUUCAGGAAGAGCGUAGUUUAAACGAUGAUGUUAGUGCACCACUUCUAGUGGAAGCCGAGUGGCCUGGAGUCGAGGAUAAAGCAACCGAGCUUUGUAAAACCCCGUUCAUAGCUAGGGUUUUUAAUAGUUUGUCUAGUCUUUCUAGUUUGCCUGAUAUUGAGGCUAGAGAGGGACCAAUUACUCGAGACGAUACACCAAUGUCAGUUCGAUGUUUUGCUGCUCCUAGAGUCGUUAGAAAGAUUAGAGUUGUCGCUGAGCAGACCCCGAUUCAGCACAUACUCCAACCACCCACCAUUGCUUCAUUACUAGCUAUAAUUGUCGGUAUAGUACCUCAUCUUAAAGACUUUAUAUUUGGAAUCGAUGGCCCUGUGUCUUUCAUUACCGACAGUCUUGAAAUCUUAGCGGGUGCUACUAUCCCGGCUGUAAUGCUUAUUCUUGGCGGUAUGCUUUCCGAAGGACCAAGUGACUCUACACUUGGACUUCGAACGACAAUUGGUAUCAUAGUGGCACGACUCUUGGUUCUUCCUUUGUUUGGAAUUUGCAUACUCACAUUGGCUAAUAAUCUAAGCUUAAUCAUUUCUGGUGAUCCGAUGUUUCUGUUCGUGCUUUUCUUGCAAUAUAGCACUCCAAGUGCAAUCUUACUAGGAGCAAUUGCUAGCUUGAGGGGCUACGGUGUUAGAGAGGCUUCCGCACUUCUGUUUUGGCAGCAUAUUUUGGCCCUCGGAUCGCUUUCUCUGUACAUUGUGAUUUACUUUAAACUACUGUCAUACAUAUAGGAUUACAUUUUCGGGGCCUUUACAAGCCUCAAUGAUUGAACUCAGAAAUGCUAGCAUGUUUCAAUAUUCUCUGAUUCGGAACUGCAGGAGAAGAAUGUAAUUCUGUUGAUCAGAGCACAUGAAUGUUAAUCGCUGUAAAGAUUUCUUUA